UGCGACACGGAUGCAUCCCAAUCAUGGCACGUGUCACUGCGACAGGCUUUCACCGAAUGACACGAUUUUCGAGACUCGGGACGACAACGGCAUCCCUCCGGAGCGGAGUUUCAACGGCGUAGCUGGUUUUGGGAUGUACAUAAAGACUGUUUUGCGUUUCGACAAUCGUCGUUAACAGUGACUCGAAAUUGUUGUUUUCGGUGCUGAGGACGAAGAAGCCAGGAUGAUCUCUAAGCUGUACACAGGCAUCCGCAUCAGUGAUCGUACAAACGACGCAUGGUUCGUCUUUCUCAGAUCGCCCAUUAUACUUUCUAGUAUUGCGGCCUUUCUCUUGUAGUACCCAGAACUUUGGUGCGCAGCCUUUGGCCAUGUGGCUGGUCGACACAGGGAACCACAUUGUAUCGCGUUGCGGAUCAUCGACAGAAUGGCACACGCUCAUACGCCACCCUCUCCCACACAUGAGCAAUCAAGAGGUCGAGUUCCACCACAUGUGGAAUCUCAACAGCGCAAAGACAAAAACCGGAUGGAACAAAGUCAGGAUGACCUGCAAAGUAGCUCGCUCUAGAUUCAAGUACGCAUGGGUCGACACAUGCUGCAAUGACAAGAGCAGCAGCGCCGAGUUGACUGAGGCUCAACCAGCCGAAAAAUGUUACGUCUACCUAGCAGACCUUAGUCCAAUACCCGAAGGGCUUAGGGGCACAAAACUACCCAAGUGCCGCUGGUGUUAUCGGGGCUGGACUCUGCAAGAGUUGAUAGCCUCGAAGCAAAUCGAGUUUUACGAUAAGAAAUAGAACUUUGUAGGCGAGAAGAGCGACCUCAUAACCAUCGUUCAAGACAUCACACGAGUCGAAGUGAGCAUUUUGCAGGAUAACUCGGACCUGCAAACGCUCCCGAUUGCACGUCGCAUGUCCUGGGCCGCCAGCCGCAAGGCCGCAAGAGUCGAAGACAUUGCCUACUGCCUCCUUGGCAUAUUCGACAUCAACAUGCCAUUGCUGUACGGCGAGGGAUCAAAAGCAUUCCAAAGACUUCAAGAAUACAUCGCUAAUGCGACCAACGAUCUGAGCCUUUUUGCGUGG
Colletotrichum godetiae is the source of this 1076-nucleotide messenger RNA. RefSeq lists its product as uncharacterized. The record is from RefSeq and is a predicted model, not a curated record. The transcript is spliced from 4 exons. Bases 369 to 791 code for a protein of 140 amino acids. Lineage: Eukaryota; Fungi; Ascomycota; Sordariomycetes; Glomerellales; Glomerellaceae.